This is a messenger RNA of Trichogramma pretiosum, 483 nucleotides long. RefSeq lists its product as uncharacterized. NCBI's taxonomy places the organism in Eukaryota, Metazoa, Arthropoda, Insecta, Hymenoptera, Trichogrammatidae. Bases 1 to 483 code for a protein of 160 amino acids. The transcript has a single exon. The record is from RefSeq and is a predicted model, not a curated record.
AUGCUCGUGAAGGCCCUGGUCUUUCCUCACUUUGACUACUGCUCGGCAUUAUUUCUGGACAUGUCUGAAGAGCAGAUGGACAGGAUGUCCAGAUGCAUGAAUGCUGCAGUGCGCUUUUUUACUGGACGAAAGAGAUGGGAGCAUAUAGCACCUGACUAUAUCAGCAAUAACAUCCUUAAAUAUCGAUCCAGGAUCAAAUACACCUGCGUCUCCCUUAUCGCCGCUGUCUUGAGGUCCGUGGAGCCGGAGUAUCUGACGCGCAGUCUUGUGCUUCACUCGGCUGUGGCGGAGAGAGAGACGCGGACGGAUGGUCUCUGCUUGUCUGUAUCUAGCGCGGCGACGACCCGUGGGCAGAUGUCCUUCGCCAUUGGAGGGGCCCGGCUCUGGAACUCGCUGCCGUUGGGACUCCGUGAAGGGUUUCAGCGGCAUGGUUUUGUUGCCGGCCUUCGUAGGUACUUGCUGGACCUCCAGAGUGGCAGUUAG